This is a messenger RNA of Aspergillus heteromorphus CBS 117.55, 1923 nucleotides long. Its product is annotated as putative G-patch DNA repair protein (Drt111). The record is from RefSeq and is a predicted model, not a curated record. Gene Ontology annotation, cellular component: precatalytic spliceosome. NCBI's taxonomy places the organism in Eukaryota, Fungi, Ascomycota, Eurotiomycetes, Eurotiales, Aspergillaceae. Gene Ontology annotation, biological process: mRNA cis splicing, via spliceosome. Bases 1 to 1581 code for a protein of 526 amino acids. The transcript is spliced from 5 exons. Gene Ontology annotation, molecular function: RNA binding.
AUGGCCUCCGAAUCAACCCCCUCCAAACCCGGGGGCACAUUGUCGCUCUACGCCAACCUGCUCGAUCCGUCCGCCGACAACUCUCCCGGAACGAUUGCUCGCGCCCCCGUCGUCUUCAAACAGGGCACCGAAGGUAGCCCCGAGCCGGAGGAAUCCGCUGCCAAGAAGCAGCAACUGAAUGCUGCUUCCCUCAGAUUCCAACCUACCAGGAGACCCCAGUUAGCGUCACAGAAACCGAAGCCCAAACCAACAUUACCCAAGGCUGCUCCACCUGUCCCAUCUGCAGCCGCCCCAGUCAAGACCACUCUUGCUGAUUGGACAGCUACCGAGGACGAUGUCAAUGGGUUCUAUGCCGGUCCGAAGAGGCAGCGAGGUGGUCGCAAGAAGCGCAAGAAGAACCGCGAUGCGCAGGAGUUUCUGCAGAAUUGGGACGAUAUCUACGACCCUUCGCGACCGAACAACUACGAGGAGUACAAGCAUAGCGACGAACAAAUAGCCGAAGUCCGGGAGUGGAAGGAUCGUCUUUACGCACAUCGUAUGGUGAGAUCCCCCAGUAGGGACUCGUACAGCGAUGAUGACUAUGCACGGCCCAUGAACCGCCAGUUUGCUCCUCCGAGCAGCUUCGCACCGCCUCCCAACCUCAAUGAUAUGCCGCCUAAGCCACCAGUGGAAUCACCGCCUCCAGAAGGAGCAAGUAGGACUCCGGAUGAUAUUCCUAUGUCCGAUAUUCCUCCGCCACCCCCGCCGCUUGAUGAACCCCCGGCGCAGGCUCCCGACGAUCCUACAGGCGAAGAUGCCUACUUACGACGUUUCCAAAUGUCGGCGGGUGCCCAACCCGCGGCGAGCCCUGCCGCUCCGCCACCACCUCGGCCUUUGGAGGCAUUGCAGCCAGCUUCCGCAACCAUAUCCCGCGCGCCAGUUCGGUAUACGCUGCCUCCUCCGCCGGCGGAUAUCCCUGCAUCCGAAGCGGAACUCGAAGAGGCAUUCGCAAACGAGCAGCCAGUGGAGGAAGAACCGGAAGAAGGUGGCCAGCGCUCGCUGCGACCAGGGCAGAAGGGAUUCGCCGAACGACUCAUGUCAAAGUACGGCUGGACCAAGGGGUCCGGGCUGGGCGCAACAGGAUCCGGUAUCGUCAAGCCCCUGCAGGUCAAAGUGGAGAAGCAAAAGAAACGGCCAGACUCGGAAGGGGGUGGUUUUGCUACUCCCGCUGGUCGGGGCAAGAUUAUCGGUGGCGCAAGGAAGGCCGAAGAGGAGAGCAAAUUUGGUCCCAUGAGCGAGGUCAUCAUCCUCAAGGGCAUGCUUGAUGGGAUGGAUGUGGAUGCUGAGUUGGCGGGGGAUGGAGAGGGUGGGGGUCUGAUGCAGGAGAUUGGAGAAGAGUGCGGCGAAAAGUACGGCCGUGUUGAACGUGUUUUCGUACCAAGAGACUCGGUGCCCCCAGUCCCAGUGUUCGUCAAAUUUACCAAUCAACUAUCAGCCCUACGUGCUGUUAAUGCCCUUGAGGGACGUAUAUUCAAUGGAAAUGCCAUCACCGCCCGGUUCUUCGACGUGCAAAAGUUUGAAGAAGGGAAUUAUGAUAGUUGAUCACAAGCAAUCUUGUGCCUAAUCCUCUUGCAUGUCUUCGAUUUCAGAAGACUAGUGACGAAAUACUAAAUAAAUGAAUACCGACGGCCAUGUUAUCUCCUUCAAUAGCACGAAGGAUACUAUAUCUCUGAUCAGACGGCAGACUUGCCUGGGGCGAUCGUGAUGGCGUUCUGUUGGUGCUCAGUGCUCAGUGCUGGACAAGUAAAUUGAGUUUGAAUUAAAAUCGAAAUCUGAGUCAACAAAGAGACAGAUGUGAGGACAAAGUGAUUGUCGGGAUUGUCCGAUCAUAAAGUAGAGCAAGGUGCUCUUCAUAUAAGCGCAAAGAGCGCGGGGCACCCCGGC